This is a messenger RNA of Castor canadensis (American beaver), 1679 nucleotides long. The record is from RefSeq and is a predicted model, not a curated record. Lineage: Eukaryota; Metazoa; Chordata; Mammalia; Rodentia; Castoridae.
CCGUGCUGCUCAGUCAUGGCCAGCCAGCUGCUCGCCAGCACACUGCAGAAAGAACUGGUCUGUUCCAUCUGUAAGGACAUUCUGAAGGAGCCUGUCACCAUUGACUGCGGGCACAAUUUCUGCCUCACAUGCAUCUCUCAGAUUGGGGAAGCACCAGACGGUACUCUCAAGUGUCCCCUCUGCCAGAAUUCCGUGAGGAGGACCACAUUCAGGCACAACUGGCUGUUGGCAAGUCUGGUAGAGAAAAUCCAAGCUGUUGAUCCUCCUGAGAUCCAACCAGAAGUGGAAGAGAGGAAAUGUCAGAGGCAUGGGGAAAGUUUCCAUUACUUCUGUGAACAUGAUGGAGAGUUCCUCUGUGUGGUGUGUCGUGAAUCUAAAGACCACAAAUUCCAUUCUAGUAGCUUGAUAGAAGAGGCUGCCCAGAAUUAUCAGGGGCAGAUUCAGUCACAUGUGCAGGUCUUGCUGCAAAAGGAGAAGGAAAUUAUGCAAGAGAAGAUAGGAGGGGAACAGAAAAUUGAUGUCUUCACGGCCCAGGUGGAGUUUGAGAGAAGAAGGAUCCUCAUGGAAUUCAAGCACCUGCGCCAGGAACUAGAGGAGGAGGAGAAUUUCCUCCUGUCCAGGCUCUGUUGGCUGGGGCAUGAGGUUGCCAAGGGUAGGAAAUUCUACACGACUUCCACUGAGGUGCAGCUGAACUCUCUCAGGAAGCUCAUUGAUUCCCUGAAGGCCACACAGCAAAUGCCACUCAGACAGAUGCUGAGGGAUGUAAAAGCUCUCCUAUGCAGGAGCAAAGGAUUUCGAUUUCUCAACCCAACCCCAGUUCCUGUGGAGUUGGAGAAGAAACUCAGUGAAUCAAAAUCAAGUCAUGCUUCCAUCACAGACAGCCUGAAGAAAUUCAAAGACAAACUCCAGGUUGUUAGAAAGAAUGAUAAAAGCAGAUUCCUCAAAGGCAUGGAUGAAAAGGAAAAGAAAAACUGGUGCCUGUUAGAGAAAAAUAAUCCAGACUCAUCCUCUUCAGUCUCCCCUUCAGCUUUACUCUGGGCGCGAAGCAGGGCCUCUUACAUUGAGGUUCCCCGAGACCGAACCCGCCCUGAGGACGCGGGGGGCACUGAGGACCUCCGGGCUGCACUGACCCCUGUGACCUUGGACGCGACCUCGGCCCACCCAGACCUCACCCUUUCCAAAGAUCUAAAGACUGUGACACUGGACCAUGUCCCUAGGGGUGAUUGCAGCGAGCCCACUGAGCCAGAGCGCUUCUACCCUUUCUGCUGCUUGUUGGGUUUACCUGGCCUUUCCUCAGGGCGCCAGGCCUGGGAGGCGGAGCUCCAAGGACCCCUGGGCGGGGCCUGCGUGGUGGGCGUGGCAUUGGAGCUCGUCCCCAGGCGGGGCUAUCUGCCACUGGAACCCUUGUCUGGCUUCUGGGCACUGCGCAUCUCUGGCUCCACCUGUCAUGCCCUCACUGAGAGAGGCACCCGGGAGAAACUGCUCUUCUGUCCAAGGAAAGUGGGCGUCCACGUGGAUCACGACUGCGGGAAGGUCGUCUUCUACGAUGCCACCACCAGCAAUCACAUUUACACAUUUCUCGCCUCCUUCCCUGGGCAGAUCUUUCCCUUUUUCCGGCUCUUGUUGCCUGGCACUCAGAUCACCUUGAGUCCCUAGAGUUCUUCCUGUGCUGCAGCUGG